AUGACUUUUUCACUGGCCAAGAGUACCAAGUGGGAGGUUUUGAGCAUUGCUUCGUCAGAGGACCGUUACUGUGGGGAUCCUCUCAUUUGGUACCGGCAAGACAUGCUGAGGGAGAAAGGAGUACGGAGCAUAUUUGUGGACUGGUCCCAGAGUAGCGCAAUUGGAGAUCUGUUCAAGGUCCAUCGUCCAGGCCAUGUGGUCAUAGUGCCACCCAGUGUGGGUGGCAGAGGUUCAGGGUACAGUCUGAAUGCCGCCAGGUGGGCGUCGGCACUACACGACUUUGUAGCUCUGCUUGAGACUGUGAAAACGGUGUCUCCCUGCACACGAAUGACUCUCGUUUCAGUCUCCAAGAGCGUCCGUAACGAGCUUGAAGUGGUUGCUCCGAGCGAUAAGAACAUUAGUCUUCUCGAGACACUUGUAGGGGCAUUUGAGCUGACUCUGUCGACGUACCACACUCUCUAUCAGAUUCCAUUCUCUGUUCUAAGGCUCAAAGGCCUCUAUGGGCCCUGGACGCACAACGGACUCAGCGCAAACCCCGUGGGUUGUUUUAUUGACGACGUUGUUGGUAGCUUACACUUGGCACUGUCGCUGAACUCUAAGUGUGUGGUACUUGAUUUCGGCGCUUGUGAUGGUGAGUCUAGUCAACACGCACUAGGGAUGCUGGGACAAACCCCAACCCAUCUUACUUCUCCUGCUAAGGCUAGGGAAAUUACUGAGACCUGGAAGAGAGAGUACGAGUCUAGGAAGAGGUCGAGAAUAGUCCUGACAUCGUAUUUCACCGGGCACGGGCUCCGCGCAGCCACUAACAGGUUUCAGAGGCUCCAGAGUUGGCUGAAGGGUAUCACAAAGCACGGAGGAGUGGAAGCCGUGGUGCUACACGAUGGGCUGGGGGAGGAGUUUAUGGAGCGUUGUAGAGAGCGUUACCCUGGCCUUCGUUUUGAGUUAGUGUCCCUUCCGUUUGAUUUCGGGAGGAACAGUGGUUGCAGACAGUCUGUUUUAGCACUUGCUAAGUACCUGGAGGGUCGUGCUGACAUAGGGAGCGUGGUCGUAAUGGAUGUUGACCGAAGCAUGAAGACGAACUUGUUUCCUACAAUGGAGUUCUUGGGAGAUUGGCUGUACUCUGACAUCGACAUGAUAGAAUUUCGCGACCUCCUCGCAGAGGCGACUAGUGGAGAACAUGAAGACUCUGUUGUCCUAGCAAAUUCUCUUGUUCUUGGUGGGAGCAGGCACAUGGUGCUGGUGGCACUAAACAAAAUGGCCGACUGUUUGCAGAGCAGCCAGGGUGCUGCUGCACUGAAAUGCCUCAUGGAUGAGAACUUUGUUCAACGUGCUGUAAUGGGGUGGCCCCUAUCCAUUACUGUAUGAUUGAUGUAUUACCAAUGAAGCC
This is a messenger RNA of Geodia barretti, 1387 nucleotides long. The record is from the annotation of a GenBank genome assembly. Lineage: Eukaryota; Metazoa; Porifera; Demospongiae; Tetractinellida; Geodiidae.